AUGCCGUCCCUCACGGAUGAUGCAUUUGAUAUGCCACUGGCGAAGAGGCAGAAAAGGAUUUUAGACCAAGAUGUUCGAACAGGGCCACCAACGGUUGGGUCCAAAGUUUUCUCUCCGUUUCGAGUACUGUCUCCUACAACUGUUCCCUUUACGUCUGUUCGUUUAGGCAAAGCAACCUACCAGAUCACGACAUCGGUCGGACGUUCAGUGCAGACCUAUGAUUUACGGCGAGGGCUAAAUCUUGUGUUCAUCAGUAGACCUCAAACUCCAGAUACCAUUACGGCUACAUUCGCAUGGCAGGACAAGGUUUUUGUGGCAUGGGGGCAUCUCCGACCCGGUUCAUCUGGCGGCAUCUGGGUUUACAAGCGUGGCAAGAAGAUUGCAUCCCUCGAAGCCUCCAAGGAUGCCACUGAGCCCAUUGUACGGCUCCUUGUUUUUGGGUCGUGGGUCGUGGGAUGCGGCAGCGAACGCAUACAGGUGUGGAAAAACACCACAUAUCAAUAUUACACAGCUUUAGUUCCUCCGCGCACUAAGGACUCAUCUGGGCAACAAAUAUACACAGGUCAGGUGUGUACUAUGCCAACUUAUCUUAACAAGGUUUUUGUUGGACGGUAUGAUGGAGGUAUCGAUAUCUGGAACGUGAAAACAGGGAAGAUAAUUUACACAAUACUUCCAUCAUUUUCAAGAGCCGGCGCUGUGACUGUGCUCCAACCAACUCCUGUAUUAUCCUUAAUUGCAGUCGCCUACAAGAGUGGUGCAUUAUGUAUUCGCAAUGUCGAAACUGACCAGGUCGCAUUGUCCUUGCGAAUGGGCUCAUCGGAUGCGCCAAGGAUAACCUCGAUAUCGUUCCGGACAGAUGGCCUAGGCGCGGGCGAAGAUGGUCGAAGAUCAGGUGUCAUGGCAACGGCUUGCAUAGACAGUGGAGAUAUCACAAUGUGGGAUUUGAACAACGGCGGUAGAGUUGUGGGGAUGCUUCGAGGCGCACAUCGAGUUACUGAGGGGGGGAAGGGAUUGGGGGUAAAUCAUAUUGAAUUUUUGGAUGGGCAGCCAGUAAUGGUCUCAUCUGGGAAGGAUAACGCCCUCAAGACAUGGAUUUUUGACGAGCUACCCUUUUCGCCUAUCCCCAGACCACUCCACUCCAGAAGCGGUCACUCUGCUGCAGUUACUACCCUCGAGUUCUUACCUGCCGCUUCGGACGGUUCUGAAUUCGGCGGUAAGUGGUUGCUGAGUGCAAGCAAGGAUUGCAGUCUCUGGGGUUUCAGUAUGCGAAAGGAUAGCCAAAAUACCGAGAUAUCUCAAGGAGCUGUGGAACGCAAAGCAAAGAAGCUUAUUGGUUCGAAAACGGUGCCGGGGGCACAAGAACUCAAAGCGCCGGAGGUAACUUGCAUCGCUUGCUCUCUUAAUCGCGAUGGAGGAAUGGGUGUUACAACUUCCGGUCCAAUCUGGGCAAAUCCAAAAUCAAUCAAUACGGAUGCUUCAAACAAGACAGGCUGGGAGAGUGUUCUGACAGGGCAUCGUGGAGAUAAAUUCGCCCGAACUUGGUUUUGGGGUAAGAAGAAGGCUGGGCGCUGGGCAUUUGAAACGGGAGAUAAAAUGGAGGUUAAGAGUGUCGCUAUCUCACAGUGUGGGACUUUUGCAUUGGUUGGGUCAGCAGGAGGUAGCAUCGAUAUGUUUAACAUGCAAUCUGGUUUAUACCAACAGAGUUUUCCUAGUCGUGGCAGAGGCAACGGUGCAAAGCAUAGCAAAGCAGUUACCGGGGUAGCUAUUGAUGGAUUGAACCAAACAAUCAUCAGUUGUGGGCUUGAUGGGAAAGUGAAGUUUUGGGACUUUACCUCGGGAUCACUUACUGAUGAGCUCGACUGGUAUCCGAUGACAUCUAUCACUGGACUUCGAUACAACAGCACGAACGAACUCGUCGCAUUUAGCUGCGACGACCUUUCAAUACGUAUCGUUGACAUAGAGACGAGAAAGGUCGUUCGUGAAUUCUGGGGUUGUGUAGGUCAAAUCAACGAUUUUACAUUUUCCUCUGAUGGGCAAUGGAUUAUUGCCGCUUCGAUGGAUUCUAUCAUUCGGGUAUGGGACUUGCCGACAGGACAUCUCAUCGACCUCUUCCGUGUCCCCAGCACAUGCACUGCCUUGGCUAUGUCAUCCACGGGCGAAUUUUUAGCCACCGCCCAUGCAGAUGGACUAGGUGUCAGUCUCUGGUCCAACAGGAGUUUAUUUGUACCUGUAUCAACCCGGAAUUUGGAUGAAGCCGACGUCGUAGACGUCGGAGUUCCUACUAUUUCCGGCGAGACUGGGGUGGGGGCUAUUGAAGCUGCAUUCUUAGAUGACGAUCAACCAAGUGAUGCCGAAGGGCCCAUGUUAUCCACAGAACAGCUCAGUCGUGAUAUGGUCACACUCAGCGUCAUCCCCAAGAGCAAGUGGCAGACCAUGCUUCAUUUGGACCUAAUUAAGGAACGCAAUAAACCAAAAGACCCUCCAAAAGCCCCGGAGAAGGCACCGUUUUUUCUGCCAACGGCUGCCGAGAAAGGUAAUCCUGAUGAGAAUCUCGAUCCUAGUCUCCUAGCUGAUAUUACAAUCACCGAACGCUCGCGUGUCGCCAAGAUGCAGCAUUCUAUGAAUGCUGGUAUCGCAGGCUCCCGGUUCGCUACACUCUUACGGUCCGGCCGGGAUACAGGGAACUUUCAACCCUUCAUCGAGUACUUCAAAUCUAUGUCUCCGGCAAAGGCCGAUUUAGAGAUCAGGUCAUUGGAUCCUCGGAUACACGAGGGCCACUCUGAACUGUCAGACUUUGUUCUCGCCUUGUCUACCCGUCUCCGCUCAAAAUUGGACUUCGAACUUGUCAACGCCUGGAUGGCGAUGUUCUUGAAAAUCCACACUGAUGUUGUGAUGAAAUGCUCAGAGUCCGGGGAGAAUGAAGCGUUGAGGGAGGCAUUGGCCAGCUGGAGUAAGGCACAACAACGGGAAGGGCAGCGCCUGGCUGAGUUGGUUGGGUAUUGCCGUGGUGUUGUAGGAUUUCUUCGGUCUUCACGCUAG
This is a messenger RNA of Aspergillus pseudonomiae, 3039 nucleotides long. Its product is annotated as rRNA-processing protein UTP21. Gene Ontology annotation, biological process: rRNA processing. The record is from RefSeq and is a predicted model, not a curated record. Gene Ontology annotation, molecular function: protein binding. The coding region runs from base 1 to 3039 and encodes 1012 amino acids. Lineage: Eukaryota; Fungi; Ascomycota; Eurotiomycetes; Eurotiales; Aspergillaceae. The transcript has 5 exons. Gene Ontology annotation, cellular component: small-subunit processome; Pwp2p-containing subcomplex of 90S preribosome.